AUGACAAGGAGUUUGCUUUUGGUUCUAUUGUUCAUCCAUGCAACUUUAGCCGCAAGCGCAGCACCCUCAGGCGACGCACCACCCCCAGGCGACGCUGGGGCUGCCAACGGAAGCUCCGUAUGGCAAACUCUACAUGGGGAGCAGCCAAAGGUGGUGGCUCAUGGCGGGUUCUCGGGGUUAUACCCACAAUCGACUCCAACGGCGAAUGCAAUUGCUGCACUAUACCCAAAACUGAUUCUGCUCUGCAAUUUACAAAUAACAAUGGACAAGGUCGGAAUCUGCGUGGCAAAUCUCGACCUCAGUGAAGGAACCAGCAUAGCGGUCGAGUACCCCAACAAAACUAAAACGUACAAGGUAAAUGGAAAAGAUGUCACGGGCUAUUUCAGCGUGGAUUACACCAUGAACCAACUCAAUAACGUGAUAGCAACGCAGAGCGUAUUGAGCCGUCCAGAUGCCUUCGAUAUCGAUCCGAUUCCAACAUUUGAUGAUUUUCGUGCAAGCAUCGCUGCUCCACGGUGGAUCCAUGUUGAGUAUCCUCAAUUCUAUGACGAGCACAAACUGAGCUAUGAGGAUUAUUUUGACAAAAAUAGUCUCCGAGGCAUCAAUUAUUUAUCCACUCCGGAGCUUACUUUUCUGAAGGCAAUAAGUGCUAUGAAACCCCCUACCAUGAAGCUCUAUUUUGCCUUCAAAGGCAGAGAAGAGCUAGAACCCACAACCAACCAAACCUACGGCGAGCUCUUGUUAAACAAACUCAAACCGAUGAUAACUGGAAUUGUUGUCCCAAGGGAAUACAUAUGGCCGGUCGAAAAAUCCAACUACUUGGCACCAGAGCCAAACCCACUGGUGGCUGAUGCUCAUGAACUUGGUCUGGAAGUAUAUGUCUACGGAUUUGCAAAUGACAAUGUACUCAGCUACAACUAUAGUUAUGAUCCAACAGAAGAAUACCUGCAAUUCACCAGUAAGGGCUUCUCAGUCGAUGGUUUCAUUACCGAUUUCCCUCCAACUGCAAUGAACGCCGUUGAAUGUUUUGCGAAGUACAACAACUCCGAAAGCCGCAGAGAGGGACAACCUUUGGUUAUAACCAACGGGGGAGCAAGUGGAAUUUAUGCAGGGAGCACUGAUCUCGCUUACCAGAAAGCAGUAGAUGACGAAGCCGACAUAAUUGAUUGCAGCGUUCAAAUGAGUAAAGAUGGAGUUGCUUUCUGCAUGGCGACUGCCGACCUCAGUGUAGAUACUACUGCAGCAACAAUUUUCCCUGAUCGGGCCACCACUAUCCCUGAAAUUCAAAAGGAUGAUGGAAUAUUUUCUUUUGAUCUGGAAUGGAGUGACAUUCAAAGCUUACAACCUCAAUUAUCAUCCCCUUUUGAGAAAACCAGUGAUCUUAAGAGAAAUCCAGCAGUAAAGAACGAGGGGAAAUUUAUGACCCUCGAUCAAUUCCUGCAAUUUGCAAAGGCAAAAUCUGUUCCGGGCAUUCUGAUCAACAUAGAUAAUGCUGCAUACCUAGCAUCGAAAGAAGGCCACGACGUUGUUACGACAGUGAGCACAGCCUUACAUAAAGCCUCAUUUGACAAACAGACUACUCAACAAGUCUUAAUACAAUCAGACGAUACAUCGGUGUUGGCCAAAUUCAGCAAUCUCGGGUACAAAAGGGUACUGGCUGUCAAGGAAGAAGUAAGCGACGUACCAAAGGCUACAGUAGACGAAAUCAAAAAGUAUGCAGAUGCAGUCACCUUGACUAGAUUCUCUAUAAUCCCAACAAGCCAUGGCUUCACGAGGAAGGAAACCAAUUCUGUUCUGGCACUGCAAGCUGCAAACUUGUCUGUGUUCGUUACAACUCUGAACAACGAAUAUCUCUCACUUGCAUUCGAUUACAACUCGGAUGCCAUGUUCGAGAUCGCCACUUACACACAGAUGGUCCAAGUCAAUGGUACCAUUACGGAAUAUCCAGGAACUGCAAACAAAUAUCUGAAAAACCCAUGCUCGAAUCUUAACGACCCAGAUCUCAUGUACGCCAUCUUACCAAUCACCCCGGGCCAAAUGCUCAAUCUAACCAAGUACUCAGAAAACCUGAGUCCUCCGAAACCAGCUCUAGCUGUUAAAGACAUCGCCGACCCACCAUUACCUCCAGCGAUCAAAGUUCAGGAAGACGGAGCUCCUCCUCCGGGUUCAUCCGCCUGUGCCCAUUCCGGCCUCUCAAUCGCAGCUAUGGCGUUGCUAAGCUUACUCAACGGCUUAUUCCGCAUCUAA
This is a messenger RNA of Linum trigynum, 2247 nucleotides long. The record is from the annotation of a GenBank genome assembly. Lineage: Eukaryota; Viridiplantae; Streptophyta; Magnoliopsida; Malpighiales; Linaceae.